UGGUCGAACAUUAGUUCACUUAGAUCAACUUGAUAACUACAAUGCCGUCAUACUUGCAACCAAUGCUGUAAAUAAUUAUUAUUUCCAUACGUUGGAGCAUUCUUCACAUCUAAGCGACGAAUUUUGGACCAAUUUUAUUAAACAUUUCGAGGCUUAUACUAGAAACAACUUGCUCCCUUUUACAAGCUCCAAUACUGCAAGUACACAUAACAUUGAUCAUCAUGAAUAUGUCAACAAAUUACUUCAGGGUCUCAAGGCAUUAUCAGACUCUGUCAACUGGUUGUCAUGGGGUCCAUUUGCGCCAAAGCCCUUUGGAGUUUUUCCAAUGAUAGCUAUCAAUUUUAAUACCACUAGUGACUAUCAUUGGGAUGAACAUGAUGAGGCAAAUA
Messenger RNA from Racocetra persica, 389 nucleotides. Lineage: Eukaryota; Fungi; Glomeromycota; Glomeromycetes; Diversisporales; Gigasporaceae. The record is from the annotation of a GenBank genome assembly.